GAAAAUCCAGCAAACAUGAAAGAGUCCUAUACACUUGCACAGAAUGCUGCGACGACAGACAACAGCCCUCAGGACAGGUUUAGGGCCGUCUGGCUGAUCUUUUUCAUACUCGGCCUGGGGACACUCUUGCCAUGGAAUUUUUUCAUGACAGCUACAAUGUACUUUACCAGCCGCCUGGGGGAAUCCCAGAACACAUCCUCUGUCGACCGUGUUGCUGAUGUAAAUGUCACAGGGAGGGGGGCAGAUCCUCCUCCCACAUACCUUCAGUCCAUAUUCAACAACGUGAUGACCAUCAGCGCCAUGUUGCCUCUCCUCAUCUUCACCUGCCUCAACUCCUUCAUCCAUCAGAGGAUCCCUCAGCAAGUACGGAUCGUAAGCAGCCUGGUUGCCAUAUUCUUGGUCUUUAUGGUAACAGCUAUCCUGGUAAAGGUCUCUAUGGAGCCGUUGCCUUUCUUCACCAUCACCAUGCUCAAGAUAGUCAUCAUCAAUUCUUUUGGUGCCAUUCUUCAGGGCAGCCUUUUCGGACUGGCGGGGCUCCUGCCUGCCAGUUAUACAACGCCUAUUAUGAGCGGCCAGGGCCUUGCGGGGACAUUUGCAGCUCUGGCCAUGAUCUGUGCUAUCGCCAGUGGCUCUGAAAUAGCAGAUUGUGCCUUUGGUUAUUUCAUCACAGCCUGUGUAGUGAUCCUGUUGGCCAUUGGCUCCUAUAUGGUGUUGCCUCGUCUGGACUUCUUCCGUUACUACUCCAUGAAGGACAAGACAGAGUAUCAGACCCAUGAGAACCAUUCUGAACUGGAAACCAAGGUUGAUCUUAUAAGGAAAGAUGAGCCCAAUGGUGUAGAACCAAAGAACCCUGCAAAUGUGCCAAACCACGAGUCCUCAGUCCUCAGCAUCUUCGGAAAGAUCUGGGUCAUGGCUGUGUCCGUCUGCUUAGUCUUUACCAUCACUAUUGGAGUUUUCCCAUCUGUCACCGCUGCAGUAACAUCAACCAUUGCUGGGGGAAUAAUCUGGGCUAAAUAUUUCAUCCCAGUCUCUUGUUUCCUGGUGUUUAAUGUCUUUGACUGGGCCGGACGGAGCCUGACAGCUGUUUGCAUGUGGCCUGGAAAGGACAGCAACCUGCUACCCUUCAUGGUUGGGCUCCGUGUGAUCUUCAUCCCCCUCUUCAUGCUGUGUAAUGUGCAGCCUCGCGCAAACCUGCCUGUCUUCUUUGCCCACGAUGCCUGGUACAUCAUCUUCAUGAUCUUCUUCUCCAUCUCCAAUGGCUACCUGGCCAGCCUCUGCAUGUGCUUUGGGCCCAAGAAGGUGUUACCACACGAAGCAGAGACUGCUGGAGCCGUUAUGGCAUUCUUCCUUUCGUUGGGCCUGGCUUUGGGGGCGGUCUCCUCCUUCCUCUUCAGACACGUCAUCUAG
Euleptes europaea (tarantolino) is the source of this 1407-nucleotide messenger RNA. RefSeq names its product solute carrier family 29 member 1 (Augustine blood group) (gene SLC29A1). NCBI's taxonomy places the organism in Eukaryota, Metazoa, Chordata, Lepidosauria, Squamata, Sphaerodactylidae. Gene Ontology annotation, cellular component: plasma membrane. The transcript is spliced from 12 exons. Gene Ontology annotation, biological process: nucleoside transmembrane transport; uridine transmembrane transport. Gene Ontology annotation, molecular function: nucleoside transmembrane transporter activity. Bases 16 to 1407 code for a protein of 463 amino acids. The record is from RefSeq and is a predicted model, not a curated record.